AUUACUACAUCCACCCUGAGUGAGUGUUCGCACUCACACGACGACCGCACCGGACGAGACCCCUGCCGCUGAACACCUUUCUUCACUGCACCUCUUCUUCUUCAGACCCGAUCCGAUCCGAUCUGAUCCUUUCCGUGCCAUGGCCAAAGGAGAAGGAGGAGAACAAUACUCCAACACCAGUUUGUUGAAUAAACCGCUCAACUCGGAUGGCGUCCAGCUCGCCAAGAAGUAUGAGCACAAGGACAAGUUGUCAAUCUGCAACAAGUUGAGCUAUGCUAUCGGUGGCGCACCCUACCAGAUCACUGGAUGUGCCCUGGGCUUCUUUCUGCAGAUUUAUCUUCUGGAUGUUGCUCAGCUGGAUCCCUUCUAUGCCUCCAUCAUUUUGUUCGGUGGCCGAGCAUGGGACGCAGUGACGGACCCCACAGUGGGAUUCCUGGUCUCCCGGAGCCCAUGGACACGUUUCGGGCGCAUGUUGCCCUGGAUCCUCCUCUCAACCCCACUGGCUGUGCUCUCCUACUUCCUUAUUUGGUACGUUCCUCCCUUUGAGAAUGGCAAAGUCAUCUGGUACCUUUUCUUCUACUGCCUCUUCCAGACCCUUCAAACUUGCUUCCAUGUGCCAUACUCUGCCCUCACCAUGUUCAUCAGCUCUGAGCAGAAGGAGAGAGACUCUGCCACUGCCUACAGGAUGACGGUGGAGGUCCUGGGCACCGUGCUGGGCACAGCCAUCCAGGGUCAGAUAGUGGGCAUGGCCAAUGCGCCCUGCCUCCCUGGACCUGCUGAAAUCGCUGCUGCACUGAACAACUCCACUAAGUCUGUUGCACUCAAUGACUCGGGGCCUGUCAUUUCCCUGGAGCACACGAAAGCGGCUUACAUGAUUGCCUCUGGUGUCAUCUGCGCCAUCUACGUCCUCUGCGCUAUCGUUCUUUUCUUCGGUGUGAGAGAGAAAAAAGAUUCUUGUCGUCCCAGGUCAGAGCCCAUGUCUUUCUUCCAGGGAAUUAGGUUGGUGAUGGGGCACGGGCCGUACGCCAAGCUGGUCAUGGUCUUCCUCUUCACCUCAUUGGGUUUCAUGCUCUUGGAAGGAAACUUCGCUCUCUUCUGCAGCUCCACCCUUGGCUUCAGAAACGACUUCCAGAAUAUUUUGCUGGUCAUCAUGCUUUCCGCUACUCUGGCCAUCCCCUUCUGGCAGUGGUUCCUCACUCGCUUCGGGAAAAAGACGGCGGUUUAUGUUGGCUCCUUGUCUGUGGUUCCCUUCAUGAUCCUGGUGGUGUGUCUGAAGAGCAACCUGAUCGUCACCUACAUCGUCUCCUUCGCUGCUGGGGUCGGAGUGGCCGCAGCCUUCUUGUUGCCCUGGUCCAUGCUGCCCGACGUUGUUGAUGAUUUCCAAGUGCAGAACCCGAACUCCACCGGCCACGAAGCUCUCUUUUACUCCUUCUAUGUCUUCUUCACUAAGUUUGCCUCUGGCGUCUCCCUGGGCAUUUCCACUCUCAGUUUAGAUUUUGCAGGCUACAUCAGCAGAGGCUGCUCUCAACCAGAGGAGGUGCACAUAACCUUGAAGGUGCUGGUUUCCGCCGCGCCCGUCGCUCUCAUCAUUGUUGGCCUGUCCAUUUUGUACUUUUAUCCAAUUGAUGAGGAGAGAAGACAGGGCAACCGCAAACUGCUCCAGGAACAGAGGGACAACGAGACAGAUUCAGACACAGAGACGACAGAGACGACAGAGCUAACCAAAAUGGCGUAGGAUGACCCGUGGACCAAUCGGGUGAUCAACUUGGCACUUUGCACUGGACAGGACAUGCGGACCUGUCGGCCUUCUCGCAUCACACAGACACCACUCUAUCCAAUCACACUGCUGCUGUUCCACGUCUCCAGAAAUGUGUGUUUUUCAAAAGAAUCGCUUCGAACCACGCUGCGGACUCUAAGAACAAACACACCUGCCACAUCUGGGACAUUUUCCUGCCAUGAAAUUCAUUUCCUCUUUGAUUCCGGAUCUCAUAAAGACUUAGGUUUUGUAUCACAUACAAUUU
Paralichthys olivaceus (Japanese flounder) is the source of this 2021-nucleotide messenger RNA. RefSeq names its product MFSD2 lysolipid transporter A, lysophospholipid b (gene mfsd2ab). Gene Ontology annotation, cellular component: plasma membrane. The record is from RefSeq and is a predicted model, not a curated record. Gene Ontology annotation, molecular function: lysophospholipid:sodium symporter activity. NCBI's taxonomy places the organism in Eukaryota, Metazoa, Chordata, Actinopteri, Pleuronectiformes, Paralichthyidae. Gene Ontology annotation, biological process: carbohydrate transport.